Molecule: messenger RNA, 1991 nt
Organism: Sycon ciliatum
Lineage: Eukaryota; Metazoa; Porifera; Calcarea; Leucosolenida; Sycettidae
Product: argininosuccinate synthase-like
Exons: 18
Coding region: 264-1529 (421 amino acids)
Biological process (GO): urea cycle; L-arginine biosynthetic process
Cellular component (GO): cytoplasm
Molecular function (GO): argininosuccinate synthase activity; ATP binding
Source: RefSeq, a predicted model, not a curated record
CUUUCAGCUGACACGAAGUCGAAGAUCCUAGGACAAAGAAACCACUUCAAAAGGAGCAUCAGCCCGUUGAUUGAGCACAUCUCUAGCAUUAGUUGCUCAUUCACGCAUAGGUUUCCGCAAUUGCCAACUGGAAGUUGCUUUUAUCUGUUUGAAACCUCCUGUCCGGGGAUCUGACUUCCAAACAGAUUUGCAAGAGUACGAAGACAGUGCACCCCUGUCCUUGUUGAAUUACCUGUACGUUGGACGUAAAAGCAAAGGCAAAAAUGAGCGAAACCGAGGCUAAGAAGGGCACGGUGGUCCUGGCAUACAGCGGUGGCUUGGACACCAGCUGUAUCUUGGUGUGGCUGAUGGAACAAGGGUAUGACGUUAUAUGCUUUACGGCUGACGUUGGCCAAGGGGAUGACCUGGAGGAAGCCAAAGAGAAGGCUGCUAAGCUAGGCGCUAAGAAGACAUACAUUGAGGACAUGCGAAGUGAGUUUGUGACGGAGUUCGUCUGGCCAGCCAUUCAAGCGAAUGCGCUGUAUGAAGACCGCUAUCAGAUGGGCACAGCGUUUGCACGUCCGUGCAUAGCGCGUCGUCUUGCCACCAUUGCCAAGCAAGAGGGCGCUCAAUUCAUCUCGCACGGUGCCACUGGAAAGGGCAAUGAUCAAAUUCGUUUUGAACUAACCGUGUACGCAAUGUACCCGGAUGCCAAGAUGAUUGCACCGUGGCGACUGCCGGAGUUCUUCAAUCGUUUCCAUGGUCGCCGCGAUCUGUUUGAGUAUGCAAAGCAAAAGGGAAUUCCCCUUCCAGUGACGGUAGACAAGCCAUGGAGCAUGGAUGCUAACCUCAUGCAUGUCAGCUAUGAAGCCGGUAUCCUUGAAGACCCAAUGCAUCCUGCACCGAAAGACAUUUACAAGAUGACAACUGAUCCGAAAGAUGCACCAGCAGAGCCGGAGGAGCUUGACAUCGAGUUCAAAAAUGGUAUCCCGGUGCGGGUAACUAACCUGGCUGACAAGACUGUCAAGGAAGAAGCACUGGAGUUGUUUCUCUACUUGAACGAAGUCGGUGGUCGUCAUGGUGUUGGUCGCAUUGAUAUUGUGGAAAACCGUUUCAUCGGGAUGAAGUCACGUGGUAUUUAUGAGACGCCCGCUGGUUACAUUCUCCUGCAAGCACAUUUGGACAUUGAGACCUUUACCAUGGACAAGGAAUUGCGUAAGGUCAAGCAAGGCCUAUCAAUUCGUUUCUCGGAGCAGGUCUAUCACGGUUUCUGGUUUGCGCCGGAGUGUGAGUUUACCCGAUCUUGUAUUAUCAACAGUCAGUCAUCAGUGACUGGUACAGUACGACUUGCACUCUAUCGUGGACAGGUGUAUAUCCGUGCCAGGCAGUCUCCAUUAUCUUUAUAUAACCAGGAGUUGGUCAGCAUGGACAUUGCUGGCGGCUACGACCCCAGUGACGCUGAAGGAUUCAUUCGUAUCAAUGCCUUGCGGCUGAAGGAAUACUACCGUCUUCGCACUGCACAGUCUCUGCUGGAGAAGGCCUCGUCGUGAGCACUGCAACUUCACAGACAAGCAUGCCCUGGUCAGCCCAGUUAUGUUCUUUAGUUUCAGCAUUUCAGGUGGCCUUGUUUUGGACAAUUUCUCCAUGCUCCCGCCGGACAUCCGUAAUACCGUAGUACUUAAUGCCAUACCUGUGGGACCCCGCCCGCAGCCUAUUUAUACUUGCCCAUCCUGCAUACAGUAUUGCUGCUGUCCCAUGUUACGUAUUAGACUUCUACCGUGCUGCUUUGCAUUCGACUUCUUCUCGUUUUUUUCCACGUGGCUUUGCUCCAGGUAGGCAGCCCUGUGGAAACUUGUAUGCAACAUUACUCCUCUACUUUUUCGUUGGUAUCCUAUUUUCUAUCGUUUCUAGUCCUAGUUGGGGAUGUGCGGUUGGCAUUUAGUUUUUAGUUUUUCUUUUCGCUGCUCGUAUCUUCUUCGGUGCAUGGCUCUUUGGCACAUGCCCUCACUCCA